Haliotis rubra (blacklip abalone) is the source of this 1111-nucleotide messenger RNA. Its product is annotated as transmembrane protein 177-like. Bases 114 to 1022 code for a protein of 302 amino acids. Lineage: Eukaryota; Metazoa; Mollusca; Gastropoda; Lepetellida; Haliotidae. The record is from RefSeq and is a predicted model, not a curated record. The transcript is spliced from 3 exons.
UUUCCAAAUACGGAAGAACACCGACCGGAAGUGACCCUUUAAAGGUUAUAAUGGCGGCGCCCAGGCGAAGCUCAUGGAAAUAACAGAGACGACGUUCUUGAACAAUAUCAAAAAUGGCGUUGCUGGCAGGUGUGCGGAGGAACAUGCAGUAUAUAGCUGCAGUAGGGGCGGCGGUGCUGUAUGUGGGGAAGGUGUACCCCCAGGUGUGGGGGAUCCGGCGCUACAUGGAAGCGGUGCAGCUCUACAAGGAUGGGCUUCCGGUGCCACUUGAUGCAGACUCAAAGAGAAUCGGACAAGAGAUUCUGAACAAGCUGAACAUGGAUCCUGUUUCCGAAGCUAGUGUCCGAUUCUUCACUGUAUACGGACAGAACCUUCUGAGCAAGGGUUCUACCAGUACCAGAGAUGGCGCCAUCAUCGGUAUUCCCAACAACUUCACAUACAAGUCAACCAGUGAGAUUGAAAGAAACAAAAUUACCCUGAAAAAUGAAGCCAUCGACUGGCAUUCAGACUCUGGAGCCUCGCUGCUCGAGUCGUUGAUUUUCAGUGAAAAGGCGAAACGUUUUGCCAUAGCGCGAGAGGUGAUAUCCAUCAACACCUAUCAUGUUCAUACACAAGCCAUUCUUCUCUCCGGAUUCUUCUCAAUCACUUACUGUGCAGGUUUUGUGUUUAACAAAAUGACCAAUUUUAGCAAGAAGGUGCCAAUACCAGCAAGAAUGGUUGCCUACAGUUUUAUUGGCUGUAUUGGGGUGACCUUGUACUUGUUAGGUCUGGACACCUAUAAUAAUUACACAGACAGAAAGAUUGAGAAGCGAACAGCAUCGCUCAGGAGGGACUAUGUGGAGGGGGGAAUUGAGUACUACAGCCAGCUGCUGCAGCGGAAUGUUGCGCUGCGGUCACUGAUGAAGGAGGAAGGACCAAAGAUAUACACAGCGUACGGAAAUACCGUACACACCUGGAGAAGUCCUCACAUGCCGCUCUCCGCGAAGGAGAGACCAUCUGCUGGCAAAGCUGAAAGAUCUUGACCCUGAGAACAAAACUGAGAAGAAAUCCUAGUACUUUUAGCAUGUUCAAUAAAUAUAUGAAUUUUAUAUGAAUAAAUGUAUAUGACUUA